This is a messenger RNA of Babesia bovis T2Bo, 1217 nucleotides long. RefSeq names its product translation initiation factor 3 family protein. Gene Ontology annotation, molecular function: metallopeptidase activity; translation initiation factor activity; protein binding. The transcript has a single exon. The record is from RefSeq and is a predicted model, not a curated record. Gene Ontology annotation, cellular component: cytoplasm; eukaryotic 43S preinitiation complex; eukaryotic translation initiation factor 3 complex. The coding region runs from base 43 to 1203 and encodes 386 amino acids. NCBI's taxonomy places the organism in Eukaryota, Apicomplexa, Aconoidasida, Piroplasmida, Babesiidae.
AAUGGGCUAAAAUACAAUAUAGCUCGUAGGUAUAAUAUCUGGAUGAUGGAUUUUUCGGUUAACAAAUAUUCUCGUGUAACUCCCGUGAGGAGCCCAGUUAUGGCUCCUGCAGUUGCUCCAUCCCUGGGUAGUUCCGUGGCCCCUGGCGAUUCCGCCUCCACGAACAAACCGACGUCAACCUUUAGGGACACAUACGUGGAAAUUGACAGUUUGGCUCUGAUAAAGGCUCUCAAACACUGUAAGGACAACUAUCCGGUGCCAGUCAAUGGUCAACUGCUGGGUCUCGAUGUGGGCGACAAGCUAGAAGUAACUAAUUGCUUGCCAUAUCCGCAAAAGCGUGAUAUAUACAAUUCAUUGAACAGGGACAGUAACACUACCAACUUGACCGAAAAGGAGUUGGAAGAGAGAGCCGAUGACGAGUUCGUGAAGUAUCAGGACAAGAUGAUCGACCUUUUGCACGAUAUCCGUGUGGAUUGUUUUGCUAUAGGAUGGUACCAGACUCUACAUUUUGGUGACGUGCAGUCUAAAGAGGUCAUUGAUAACUUGGUAAUAUACCAGGAGGCAGUUGACAAAGCUAUUAUGUUAGGUUUUGAUCCAAUGUCAAGCACCGGUGAAAUAUCGUUCAAGGCUUACCGUGCGUCUGAUCAGCUUCUUGAGCUGUAUCAUAGUUCAAAUGGUGAUAUAACAAAUUUUAACAGUUUGAAGGGUACCCAGAUUCUUGUGGAGGUACCUAUUGUUGUCAAGAACUCUAUUCUAUCUGAGUGUUUCCUCAGUCAGUAUGUAUUUGAUAACCCUGCUCAAAACGUAUCUGUUUUUGACAUUUUGGAUGCUGAUCACAACAAAUAUUUAGCCCACAACUUGGAAUUCAUUUCACAUUCAUUAGAGGCUCUGUCUGAUAAUCAGGAGAAGUUCUUCCGUUAUCAGCGUGAGCUGGCCAAGUUGACCCAUCAGCACAAACAAUUGGUGGAGCGCCGUCGUUUAGAGAAUGAGCAAGGCAGGCUUAAGGGCGAACCUAUUUUACCAAUGCCCGAGCUCGACCUCAGUUCCCUCAAGAAAGUUGAGAAGCCAUCGCAGCUGUCUACUAUCGUCAUGAGUAACGAGUGUACAACUCACACAAAGGACGUGAGUGCACUUUGCUUUGACAACAUCGCAAAGAUGUCGCUAUUAUUCCACCGUUUAUCUACCAACUCUGAACACAGAUAACCAUACCAAUUCAU